AUGGACAAAGAAAUUAUUGACAUUCAUUUAUUUCAUCUAAAAUAAUUGCAUUAUCCUUCAUCAUAAUUAUUAGUUUGUAAAUCAAGUGAUAAUGAAUUAAUGAUAAUAAAUUAAUUAGGUACAAUAGUUGCAUAAUAUAAUCAUACUAAUGAUAUACUUAUGACAGAUAUAUUACAUAAUGUAGAUGAAUUUUAUAUUGGAAUAUAUGAUGCAAAUAGAAAUUUAACAAUUAUCAAUAUGACAAUAAUAGAUAGAAAUAUUAAAGAAUAACCAGUUGAUGAUAUUCGUAGAAUAGAUAAGAAUGGAUUUUAUCAUGAUAUUGAAUUGAUAUGGGCAUCAAGUUUUUAGUUAAAUCAUAAGGCAACUUCUAUUUUAGUUAAUUCAGGAAGAAAUACAAGAGUAUUUUUGGUGGGAGAUGAGAAUGGAGCAAUUUCUUAUUAUUUUUAGAAUGGUACAUUAAAAAAUAAAAAUACAAUAUCAUCAACACCAAUUAUGAAUUUAUUAAGAAGACAUCCACAUAUAAUGUUUUAAACUGUAAAAUUUAUUGGUUUCUUGAAUUCCGUAUCUUUAACUGUAGUAACUCCAAAAUGUGAUUAACCUGCUACUUCUAUAGUUUCAAUAUAUUAAGAGAAUAUUUACAGUUAAAAUAUUUAUGUAUUAUUAUCAAAUUAAGAUAUUUUAAUAUAUCAAAUAAAAUCAGGAAAGCAUCAUGAGUGUUCAAGUAAUUUAAUAUAUAAAUUAAUAUAGUAUCAUAUAAGAUUCCUACUUUAUAAAAAAUAAAGAAUAUUAGAGUAAUUAAUUCAUAUUUAAUUGGAUAUGAUAAAACCUUAUAAAUCUAUAAUACAUCCUUAUAUAAAUCACUUUAUUAGGAUGAAGUUCUCUAUCUAACAUCAUUAGAUGAUAAAAGAUUAUGGUAUCAAUACUAUUCCAUACGAUCCCAUAAAGUAAAUGCAUAAACUAGUAAUGCUUUCGAGUUCUACACAUUGAAUAAUAAAACUACUAUUAGGUAAAUUGAAUUGACUCAUGUACCAAUGCCAUAGAGUUCUUCUUUCUCUUUAAUGGAAUCAUUUAGAUUCCCUAUGAUAUUAGUGGCAAUUUUCAUAGUUUUUAUUUUUUAAUUUUGGUAAAAAAAGAAGAAAACUGAUAAUGAAAGUGAUGAAUUAAGUGCUGAAACUAAAAAGAAAAUAGAUGACAUGGUAAAAUAGUAUAAAAAAUAUGAUAAGCCUGAAUGA
Messenger RNA from Paramecium pentaurelia, 1232 nucleotides. NCBI's taxonomy places the organism in Eukaryota, Ciliophora, Oligohymenophorea, Peniculida, Parameciidae. The record is from the annotation of a GenBank genome assembly.